UGUAAAUUGGGUGACAAAAUUGAUUUAUUGGUCUACAAAUUACACUCAGAUUAUUGCCUGCAAAUUAUAAUUAUGGAGAAUGAAAACAAGAAGAGGUUGGCAGUUUUGGUGGGCUGCAAUUAUACAAACACCAGAAAUCAGCUGCAUGGUUGCAUAAAUGAUGUGGUGGCCAUGAGAGGCACACUUGUGAAUCGCUUCGGGUUUGAUCCAGGAAACAUUCAGCUGCUGACUGAUGCUGCAACUGCAGGUUCUUCUUCCUCAGUCAUGCCCACAGGUGCAAAUAUUAAGAAGGCACUUGGUGCCAUGGUUGAUCAAGCUAAGCCAGGUGAUGUCUUGUAUUUUCACUAUAGUGGCCAUGGAACAAGGAUCCCUUCAUUGAAGCCAGGCAACCCCUUCAGGCAGGAUGAGGCUAUUGUGCCUUGUGAUUUCAAUCUCAUCACUGAUGUGGAUUUCAGACAACUAGUAAACCGCUUGCCAAAUGGAGCAAGCUUUUCAAUCCUGUCAGACUCAUGCCACAGUGGAGGCCUCAUUGACAAGGAGAAAGAGCAGAUUGGACCUUCUCAUGUCACUGAAAUUAGUAGCGCAUCCCCAUCAGUUUCCUCUAAUCCUAAGGGCAUUCCUUUUAAGUCCAUAUUGCAUCACCUCGCAUCAUUGACAGGCAUAAACACAUCUGACAUUGCAACCCACUUGUUAGAGUUGUUUGCAGCAGAUGCCAGCCUCAAGUUUCGUUUGCCUCCGCUCGAACUACUCAACAUGUUCGAGUCAUCGAACCCUGAUGAGGGAAUCUUACUAAGCGGGUGUCAAGCAAAUGAGACUUCCGCCGACAUGACCAACCCGGUCAUGACUAGAGGAAAGGCAUGUGGUGCAUUCAGCAAUGCAGUUCAAAUGGUGUUGAAGGAGCAUGAGGCUAACCUAAGCAAUAGACAGGUUGUGAUGCUUGCUAGACAAGUUUUGAGAGAACAAGGCUUUGAGCAGCACCCUUGUCUCUAUUGCAAUGAUGAGAAUGCUGAUGCAACUUUCUUAUGCGAAUCUCAUAUCAGCUCAAGUUUAUGAGACAUUGGUUACGCUAUGAUUUGUCUAAUAAGUAAUGUAAGACCAUAUCACUUGCUUAUUGUUUUCUUUGUGUAAAUAAAGAAGGCACUGAUAUUGCCACUUUCUUGUGGCAACCUCUCAGAGCUCAAGUUUAUUAGAAUCUGCCUAUUAUCUACUGUUUCUUUGUUCAGCUCAAGUGAGGCAUUACUGAGUUCUUUGGUUGAAUAAAUUCUUACUCAUCAGGCCUCCCGUGGGGGAAAAUAUAGCAGUAAACCAUGAACCUUUUUAAGUUAUGCCAAGAUUGAAGACAUCUUUUGAACAAUCACAAGGUCCUAUUAAAUAUUCAAGAAUAAGAAUAGCUAUACAAAAUAUUAAGGUAAAGGUAUCCAAGAAACACUAAAUUACACAAACGAAUGAAGCAAAAGCAAAAAUGAAAUGACAAAAAGAGAGGACAAAUUUUGUCUCUCUACUAAUAAUGUUGUACACUCAAACUAUCUAUUUCACAUUCUGAAGGUUCUUCACUGCUGCACAGUGAAUUUGCUUAUCUCCUUUGGAAGUUCAAGAACUUGAUGCCGUAUGCAAAGACAAAGAAGAAGAGGAGGACCCAACCAACAUGAGCAACGACAACGGGGAUCAGAAAAUCGUAG
Prunus avium (sweet cherry) is the source of this 1679-nucleotide messenger RNA. RefSeq names its product metacaspase 9 (gene MC9). The record is from RefSeq and is a predicted model, not a curated record. Gene Ontology annotation, cellular component: cytoplasm. Gene Ontology annotation, molecular function: cysteine-type endopeptidase activity. NCBI's taxonomy places the organism in Eukaryota, Viridiplantae, Streptophyta, Magnoliopsida, Rosales, Rosaceae. Gene Ontology annotation, biological process: proteolysis.